AUGGAAAGUCAACAAUGUGCCUGGUGGCAUUAUGACGAUAUCACUACCUGUGCAAAGUAUUACCUUUCGUUAUAUCCUCCAGCCGUGCUAGGCUCCAUAUCAUUCGCUGUACUUUUAUCAAAGUCUUUCAUAUCAUAUUCCAAACGAUCUAAGAAAGGUUAUCUGUUGUUGCAACCAGAAGAUUCCCCAGAAUCACAACCUCUCUUAUCUGCAAAUAAUGAAUAUGGUUCAACUGAUUACUCAAACUUAUCCAAGGAAGAACUUAAGAGGCUUCACUUUGAUAUUGCCCGUUUGCCUGAAACAAAUAUAGAUGGAACCCCACAUGGUUACCGCAAGUCAGUAUAUAAAGAUGUCUGGGAACGAUUACGUGUCUGUAUGGAAUAUGGGUUAAUAAUAAUCUCGUUGGGUCUUCAUUUGUCUCCCUUUGUUUUAAACGCCAUACAUCGAGAGUUUAAGAACCAGCCAUUGAUUCCUUUAGUUCAAUCGUUGUUUUGGUUAUAUUUGUUCAUUAUAUGUACAUUCAGAAUCAUCAAUUUGAAGAGAGUGGCAAUCAGAUUACCAAACUUAUGGGUUCAUUCAACUACUUUAUAUUUCUUCACUUUCUUCCCAAGUGCAAUUACCUUUAGGUCAGCCUUAGUUAAUCCCCGUUACUCGGCUCAAGUACGUGAAUAUUACAUUAUUGAGUUUAUCAUCAAUGCCAUCUUAUUAUACUUGAACAUGACUGCCACCGUUGGGGACAAGCCAUCUCAAUUGUAUGUUACUCCAGGUGCGGAACCUUCCCCAGAAAAUGUUUCAAGUAUUGCUUCAUUCAUUUCAUACAGUUGGUUAAAUAGCAUGGUUUGGAAAUCUUACAAGUCUCCUUUGAAGAAUGUAGAUAUUUGGGCCCUAAGAGAGGAUGAUUAUUCACUUUAUAUCCUUAAAGGAUUUGAAGCAAGUAAGUCUACUUUGAAAUUCACUUCCAAAUUAUUUGUACAUUUUAAAUUACUUUUUGCAGCACAAGCAUUUUGGGCAAUGUUGGACUCGGUGUUAAUUUUUGGACCUUCGCUUUUAUUAAAGAAAGUUUUGGAAUAUGUUGCUGAUCCUGAAGUUUUCCCAAAGAAUUUGGCAUGGACUUUUGUGUUAUUGAUGCCUUUGGUAAAAAUGUCAGAUUCUAUUUCGUCAGGUUGCUCGUUAUUUUUAGGUAGAAGAGUUUGCGUCAGAAUGAAAGCAAUCAUUAUUGGUGAAGUUUAUGCAAAAGCAUUGAGAAGAAAAAUCACUGUUACUGAAACUACUUCCGAAAAGGGCAAUGUUGAAGAUGACAAGAAAACUGGAGAAGAAACAGACGCUAGUUCUAAAACCAAUGGAGUUAAAGAAUCAAAAAAGACUGCAGAAUUGGGUGCAAUUAUUAACUUGAUGGCUAUUGAUGCAUUUAAGGUUUCUGAAGCUUGUGGAUAUUUGCAUUUCUUCGUUAGUGCAAUCUUGAUGAUCAUUAUCUGUACUGUAUUAUUGUAUGGUCUUCUUGGUUGGAGUGCACUUGUUGGUUCCUUUACAAUUAUUGUAUUGUUGCCAGUUUCUUUCAGUUUAGCCCGUUGGUUAGGUAAUUUACAAAAGAAAAUGUUAGGCGUCACUGAUAAGAGAAUCCAAAAAUUAAAUGAAACUUUCCAAAGUAUUAGAAUUGUGAAAUUCUUUGCAUGGGAAUCUAAGUUUUAUGAAAAUAUUAUGGAUAUCAGAAAAGAAGAAAUAUAUUAUUUGAGAUUUAGAUGCGCUGUCUGGUGUGCUUCUGCUUUUGUCUGGUUUAUCACUCCUACUUUAGUUACGUUAUUUUCGUUCUACUGCUAUACUAUUAUUGAUGGAAACACUUUGGAAGUGCCAAUUGCUUUCACUGCAUUAUCAUUAUUCACAUUAUUGAGAGCGCCAUUGGAUCAAUUAGCUGAUAUGGCUUCCUUAAUUAUUCAAUCUAAAGUCUCCCUUGAUAGAGUUGCCGAUUUCUUAGAUGAACCAGAAACAUCCAAAUAUGAUCAACUAGGUAAUACUCCAGGUCCAAAUGAUCCAUAUAUCGGAUUCCAGAAUGCUACUUUAUCCUGGAAUCCUCAAUCUAAGACUGAUUUCCAAUUGCGUGACAUGAGUAUUGAUUUCAAGGUUGGAAAAUUGAACGUGAUUAUUGGUCCUACUGGUUGUGGGAAAACAUCUCUUUUAAUGGGUUUAUUAGGAGAAAUGCAAUUAUUGGGUGGUAAAAUUUUCCUUCCUGGAGCAAUUCCUCGUGAUGACUUGGUUGCUGAUCCUGAAACUGGAUUAACUGAAUCUAUUGCCUACUGUUCCCAAUCGGCUUGGUUGUUAAAUGAUACUAUUAAGAACAAUAUUACCUUUGGUGCUCAUUUCAAUCAAGAACGUUAUGACAAAGUUGUAGAUGCAUGUGGAUUAACUCGUGACUUCCAAAUUUUGAGUGCAGGUGAUGAGACUGAAGUUGGUGAAAAGGGAAUCACAUUAUCCGGUGGUCAAAAACAAAGAGUUUCAUUAGCAAGAGCCUUAUAUUCUAGUUCUAAACAUUUAUUAUUAGAUGAUUGUUUAUCUGCUGUUGAUUCACAUACUGCUUUAUGGAUUUAUGAAAAUUGUAUUUGUGGACCUUUGAUGGAAGGCAGAACUUGUCUUUUGGUUUCUCAUAAUGUUGCAUUAACUGUUCAGAAUGCUGCUUGGGUUGUUGCUUUAGAAAAUGGUAGAGUUAAGAAUCAAGGUUUACCUGAAGAUUUAUUGGCUAGUGGUGAUUUAGGAGAUGAUGACUUGGUUGCAAGUUCUAUUGCUAGUUCCCGUAAUCAAUCUCUGGUUAAUUUACAAUCAUUGGAAGACAAGAAUGAGAAGAUGAAGGCUAAAGCUGCUGCCAUUGAAACAAAAUUGAAAGCUUUGGGUGGUGAACAAGAAGAAGUGAUGGCUAAAACUGAUGGUAAGCUUGUUGAAGAAGAAGGUAAAGCUGAAGGUGUCGUUGGAUCUGAAGUUUAUUUGGGAUAUGCUAAAUUAUUCGGUGGUUUCCCAGUUUGGAGUUUAUUGAUAUUCUGUUUCAUUGCUUCUCAGGGUGUUUACAUGUAUCAAACAUGGUGGUUGAAGAUUUGGUCAACAAGCAGUGAAAAUUUAACCCAAUUAGCUAUGGCUUCUAUUGGAACAAGCUAUGAUGUUAGUCAAUUACAGCAAUCAACCUUUGUUAGAACAUUUUCAGGUGUAACCAGGUUGUUUGCUAGUUCUGUCGCUACUGUUACUGCUUAUAAAGAAACACAUACAACACUUUAUUACAUUACCAUUUAUGGUGCAAUUGGUAUUGGAUAUGCUUUCACUGCAAGUUUCAGAGUUUUUGUUGUUUUCAAUACUGGUGUUAAUGCUUCCAAUAGAAUGUUUGAAAAAGUGUUACAGAAUAUUUUACAUGCAAAAUUAAGAUUCUUUGACAAGACUCCAUUAGGUCGUAUUAUGAAUAGGUUCUCCAAAGAUAUGGAAGCUGUUGAUCAAGACUUAACUCCAUUUGCAGAAGGUGCUUUUAUUUGUAUCAUUCAAUGUUUGUCUACUUUGGUAUUAAUUACUUUCAUUACUCCAGGGUUCUUGGUUUUUGCGGUCGUUAUUUCUUUCCUUUACUAUCUUGUUGGUUUCUUCUAUUUGUCAUUAUCCCGUGAAUUGCAAAGAUAUGAUUCCAUCACAAAAUCUCCAAUCCAUCAACAUUUCUCCGAAUCGCUUGCUGGUGUGGCUACUAUUCGUGCUUACGGUAUUGAGUCUAGAUUUAUGAAACAAAACUUAAAAGCAAUUGAUCAAAACAGUCGUCCAUUCUUCUACUUGUGGGUUGCUAAUAGAUGGCUUUCAUUCCGAGUUGAUGCGGUUGGUUCGAUGGUUAUGUUAUUCUCGGGUAUCUUUGUAUUGGUCUCAGUCGGUAGAAUCGAUGCCGGGUUAGCUGGUUUAUCUUUAUCUUAUGCUAUUGCAUUCUCCGAAAGUGCACUUUGGGUUGUGAGAUUAUAUGCCACAGUUGAAAUGAAUAUGAACUCGGUGGAAAGAUUACAAGAAUUCCUUAAAGUUGAACAAGAACCACCUUAUGAAAUCAAGGAAACAGAACCAAGACCAACUUGGCCAGAAGAAGGUAGGAUUUCAGUGAAGGAUGUUUCAUUAAGGUAUGCACCUGAAUUGCCUAGAGUUAUUAAGAAUGUUUCAUUUGAAGUUGAACCCUGUCAUAAAGUUGGUGUUGUGGGAAGAACUGGUGCUGGUAAAUCAACUAUUAUCACUGCAUUUUUCCGUUUCUUAGAUCCAGAAACUGGUAGUAUAACGAUUGAUGGUGUUGAAAUUAACUCUAUUGGUUUAAAGAAUUUACGUCAAGCAAUUACAAUUAUUCCACAGGAUCCUACAUUGUUUGUUGGUACGAUCAGAUCUAAUUUAGAUCCAUUUGAACAAUUCACUGAUGUACAAAUGUUUGAAGCUUUGAGAAGAGUCAAUUUAAUUUCACCAAAUGAGCAACCUUCAUCAUCCAACGAUGCUAAUGAAAAUCAAAACAAGUUCUUUGAUCUUGACAAUCCAAUUACUGAAGGUGGUGGGAACUUAUCCCAAGGUGAACGUCAAUUGGUUUGUCUUGCCAGAUCUCUUUUAAAGAAUCCAAAGGUUAUCUUAUUAGAUGAAGCAACUAGUUCAAUUGAUUAUAAAUCUGAUGCAUUAAUUCAACAAACAAUCAGAGAAGAAUUUGGUAAUGCAACUAUUUUAACUAUUGCUCAUAGAUUAAGAACGAUUAUAGAUUAUGAUAAAAUCUUGGUUAUGGAUGCUGGUAGAGUUGUUGAAUAUGACAGUCCAUUUGUCUUACUUACCAAUAAGGAUUCGUUGUUCUAUAGUAUGUGUGAAAACAGUGGUGAAUUGGAUUCUUUAUUAAAAUUGGCUAAAGAGUCAUUUAUUAAAAAGAAGAAUUCUCAAUUUAGGAAAUAA
This is a messenger RNA of Hemisphaericaspora subhashii, 4914 nucleotides long. Its product is annotated as YBT1. Gene Ontology annotation, biological process: transmembrane transport. Gene Ontology annotation, molecular function: ABC-type peptide transporter activity; ATP binding; ATP hydrolysis activity. Gene Ontology annotation, cellular component: fungal-type vacuole membrane; fungal-type vacuole. NCBI's taxonomy places the organism in Eukaryota, Fungi, Ascomycota, Pichiomycetes, Serinales, Debaryomycetaceae. The record is from RefSeq and is a predicted model, not a curated record. The transcript has a single exon. Bases 1 to 4914 code for a protein of 1637 amino acids.